Acaulospora colombiana is the source of this 837-nucleotide messenger RNA. The record is from the annotation of a GenBank genome assembly. Lineage: Eukaryota; Fungi; Glomeromycota; Glomeromycetes; Diversisporales; Acaulosporaceae.
ACUACAAGACUGGCACUCCUGUCAAUUUUUAAGCAUACCCCUUUCAAGCCACCAAGAACCUUUAAAAAAACAUUUUUAGGUAUCCAAAAGGCCAUGUCUGAAUAUACAAUUCGCAGAGUUGGUACUCCAAACACCUUGGACCAUAGAAUUUAUAUUGAAAGAGCUGGGACGGUCAUUUCGCCAUUCCAUGACAUCCCUUUAUUCGCAAACGAGAAUAAAACUGUCUUGAAUUUCAUUGUGGAAAUUCCCAGAUGGACUAAUGCUAAAAUGGAAAUUUCCAAGGAAGAACCAUUGAAUCCAAUAAAGCAAGAUGUGAAGAAAGGUAAACUUCGAUACGUUCGUAAUUGCUUCCCACAUCACGGAUACAUUUGGAAUUAUGGUGCCUUCCCCCAGACGUGGGAGGAUCCUACCCAAACCCAUGCCGAAACUAAAGCAAAAGGUGAUAACGACCCACUCGACGUUUGUGAAAUUGGCGAGCAGGUUGGGUAUACUGGUCAAGUCAAACAGGUUAAGGUUCUCGGUAUCAUGGCUCUUAUAGAUGAAGGAGAAACUGACUGGAAAAUUAUUGUUGUCGACGUCAACGAUCCGUUAGCAAAUAAACUGAAUGAUAUUGAAGAUGUCGAGAGACACUUGCCCGGACUUAUCCGUGCUACCAACGAAUGGUUUCGUAUUUAUAAAAUUCCUGAUUCAAAACCGGAGAACCAAUUUGCAUUUAGCGGGGAGGCAAAGAAUAAGAAAUAUGCCACAGAAAUUAUUCACGAGACUCAUGAAUCCUGGCGUCGUUUAAUUGCUGGACAAGUUCCAAACAAGACCGACAAAUAUAACGUUGCCAUGUGA